Gambusia affinis (western mosquitofish) is the source of this 1664-nucleotide messenger RNA. RefSeq names its product zona pellucida glycoprotein 3f, tandem duplicate 2 (gene zp3f.2). NCBI's taxonomy places the organism in Eukaryota, Metazoa, Chordata, Actinopteri, Cyprinodontiformes, Poeciliidae. The record is from RefSeq and is a predicted model, not a curated record. Gene Ontology annotation, molecular function: acrosin binding. Gene Ontology annotation, cellular component: extracellular matrix. Gene Ontology annotation, biological process: positive regulation of acrosome reaction; binding of sperm to zona pellucida; egg coat formation. The transcript is spliced from 9 exons. Bases 76 to 1122 code for a protein of 348 amino acids.
AUGUUCUCCAUUCAGCUAAUUAACUGAAAGGUGGAUAAAACGCAUCAGUCUGGUUGUGUCAGGGAUCCAUUAGUCAUGGUUGCUCAUUUCUGUCUAGGUUUUGUGGUCUUGGCUGUCUUAGCAACAGCUGUUGCUGACCCAGAUAUCAAAGUGGUCUGUGCAAAAGACUCUGUGCGGGUGAUUUGGAGGGUAGCCCCCCAGUUCGUCCCAUACGCAGCUAGAUUCUUCCUCGGAAGCUGCAUGCCGUCUUCGUGGAAAGUUCUGCCCACCGGAGAGGGAGAAGCACAUUUUAACUACAAAUUCUAUGACUGCAAGUUUACCAAGCAGCUGAAGGGAAAACGCAUAAUUUAUCAAAACGAGCUGAGCUUCAGGCCGCAAGCAAAACCGAUGCCUGUUGUCUUUAAAUAUCCCAUCCAAUGUGUCCAGAAACGACCGGAAGGAAGAAUCCCCCACUUCCUAAAUCCUGGCUCAGGUGUUUCUGAGGGACGCAGUAAGCUAGUGUUUCAUAUGGCUCUCCUGAACGAGCAAUUAACGGGAGUCUCAAAGACGAAUGUGAUUCCCCUCGGCUCAUUCAUACCAAUCUGGGCAGCAGUGGAACAGAAGUCCCAUCAGCCGCUGGUGCUGCUCAUGGAUGAGUGCGUUGCGGCCUCGACCCCAGAGCUGGAACCUGGCAACCAACUUUAUCCCAUUGUUGGCAAUCAUGGGUGUCUGCUAGAAAGUAAAAGGGGAAGCUCACUGUUCCUUCCUCGGUACCAUUCAUCUGCCAUAAUUCUCUAUCUCCAGUCAUUCAAGUUUGGGAUGGGAGCAGAGGUAUACAUUCACUGCAAUCUAAUCGUGUGGGAUGGGGAUUAUGAUAAACGCAGGAAGGCUUGCCAUGUGAAGGAUGGGAGCUGGGAGCUGCUUGAUGACCCUGCUCAGAGCUCUCUCUGCAACUGCUGCAAUAACUCUUGUAGUCCUCGCACCAAAAGGGCAACAAGCUGGGGUAAGUGGGAGCCUCACAGGAUGCACUUCAAUUCCGUGUUGGGACCCGUCAUCAUAGUCGACCGGCCAGCCUCUAUGGCAAAUGAGUCGCUGGUUGAAAGUGACGCAGCUGGCUCACAGCUCGGAGGGUGGAGGCUGUGAAGUUUCUGUAUCUAAGCUUUGCACCAAUGGAUGUCUCAUUACAAAUGUAAUUGUCUAUUUGCAGGAAAUUUAAGUUGAAACUGAAAUCCAAGGUGCAGUCUUGCUAAUUUACAAGUCUCUGGACAUCAGUGUGUGUUUUUUUUUUUUUUUAAAAGAACCUGAAAUUGCCUGACUCAAUGCUGUUGAAUUUGAAAGGGAAGUUGUGAAAUAAACCCUGCUCUCAUUUUGAUCUUGGUUUAUGGGUGAACAUGUACGAUAAACUUCACUAGAUUACUUUAAAGGCAAGUCUUUCAACUACUAUAUAAAAACUAAGUAUUUCUCAAUCAGUGGAACACUGACUUAUUCAUGGAUUGAAAUUCAGAAUUUUAUUUUUUGUUUUCUCCCUCUGACAAUGUUUUGGCCAACAUUAGUUUCUGGACAAACCCUAACUUGCAGUAGCAAUGUUCUACAAGGCUGGAGUGAGCCUAAAGUAUCACAGCAUCGAUUAGGAGCAUGAAUUUGAGUGGCAACGUUUUAAGAUGAAAGAUUGCCUUUCAUUUGGA